AAUGUUUGUCGAAUUUAAAAAAAUCUCUGCUUUAUUUUAAAAACAUGUCGUAUUCCUUAAAAUGUGUCGAAUUGUAAUUAUCGAGUCCCGCAGCCCGUCGUAAAACUGUUCAAUUGUUUGUUUUCCCUGGUUUUCGUAUCACCGUAAUAAUUUGAAAGGCGUAUAAGCUUGUAUGGCAAACCUUUUGAAUCUGCGCUAUGAUUUCACGGCAUACUUUAAUUCGUCCUGUUAAAGCAGGCGUUGGAAAACCAAGCGCAUUUUCUGCGCUCUGAAAAUGCUUUGUAACUCACGGUUUGCAGGCUUUUCAAAAGCUCUCUGAUAUUCUUUAAUUUCGCACGCCCUGUCCAGUUUCAGCAAACCAAGCGACAUCGUGCGCUAUGGAAGGAGACACAUGUGAGCAAGAGUUGAUUAUCGGCACGGAAGAGGAGAUUGAGCACGAAGAGGAGAUAGUAGAGACGGAAAUCGAGCCUCAGGAGGUGGAGAUUGAGACGGAGGAUCAGACGUCCCGUUCACCCGAGAUCAUUCUGCCAGACGUUAAGAAACCGGUGACGGUUCCACCUCUGAGGCCACUCACCAUCGCUCCAAAACCAAAGCAAAUUCCCAUAGCGGUGAAACCAAUGGCCGGGCAACAGUUGUUGCUGUUGCAAGGCGGUACCGCGGGUCAGACCAUCAAACUGGUGUCGCCGCAGGGACAAGAACUGAGCCUAGCAAACUACGCCAUAAGCAGACCACUCACCAUAAAACCUACAGUGAAAACCAUAUCGACCCAGGGCGGGAAUAUCUCGUUGGUGCAGCAGAAGCCGGUCGUUAUGAAAAAGAUCGUGACGACCGGUCAGAAAACCAUCACGAAACCCGUGACGUUAUCAAAACCGAUAACUUUCGCGAAGCCCGGGCAACAGUUUAUGGUGAUACAGAAGCCCGAUCAGCAACAGGUCAAACUGAUGCAGAGUCCGACGAAGACUAUUACUUUGCAGCAGGCCCAGGAGAUGGGAUUGUUGACCAACGCCAAGUUCCUGCCGCAGACGCAGGCCGCCAUCAACAAGCAGACAGUGUUGAUCAACAAGAACCAGCAGAAAACUAUCAAGAUAGUGCCGCAGCUGAGUCCGGCCCAGGUGUUGACGACGGGUACUACGAAAACGAUAACCGUGAACCAGCUGAAGCAACCUACCAAGAUUCUUCCGGCGACGAGCAUGGGGGCUGCUAAACCCGCGCAGAGGAUCAUCUUCAAGAACGCGUCUGGGGCACAGACGAUUCUACCUGGGGGUCACCUGAUCCAGAUGACCGGGAAUCAGGCCUUGCAGACCGGUAAUAUCCACCAGAUCAACAUACCCGGAAAAGGGAUGCAGUAUAUCAAGUUCGUGAGUGCGUCGUCUGCGCAGUCUAGUGCGGGUCUGGUGACCAUCACCAAUGCGGUGAAGACAACCUUGGCGAAUCCGAGUGGCGUUUUGGCGGAGGCGAAGCCGUCGGUCAGUGCGACGGGCAAAAUCGCUCCGAAACCCAUUAGCAUCAAGCCCGCCAUUCAGGUAAACAAAAUCGCCACAUCCGCAGAACAGGUGGUGGUGGUGCCCGCCUUCAAUUUGGCCACUCAGUUGCAGGUGUCGAAGGUGGCCAUACCGCAGAUAAAACACGCCGCCGUCCCCCAAACCAACGUGCCCAAGGCGACGUCGACGACGCCUGGGACGCUCGGCGCGUCCGAGGGCGGCGUUUCGCCGCCCGCCCCCGCUGGCGCCGCCAACGACACCGCCGACCCGAACGGCAUUAGGCCGCGGAAGCCGUGCAACUGCACCAAAUCGCAGUGCCUGAAGCUGUACUGCGACUGCUUCGCGAACGGCGAAUUUUGUUUCAUGUGCAACUGCAUGAAUUGCUUCAACAACUUGGAAAACGAAGAGCAUCGCAACAGGGCGAUCAAGGCGUGCCUCGAACGCAACCCGAACGCCUUUAGGCCGAAAAUCGGCAAGGCGAAGGACACGACAGGCGACGUGUUGAGGAAACACACCAAGGGGUGCAACUGCAAGAGGUCCGGGUGUCUGAAGAACUACUGCGAAUGUUACGAGGCGAAAAUCGCGUGCUCCAACAACUGCAAGUGCAUCGGGUGCCGUAACAUCGAAGACAGCAUGGACAAGAGGAGCGCGAGGGUGCCGAACAUUUUGGAAAAGUCGAACAGCGCCUCGCUGCCCGAACGCGUCUACAGGAGGAUUUUGCCGCAUCGCCAAGACGCGACCAACCGUUUGAGGAAGACGCCGAACCUGAGGAAACAAACGCUGAAUUUCAUCACGGACGACGUGAUCGAGGCGACGUGUCAGUGCCUGCUGACGAUAUCCGAGGACGCGGACUCCAUCAUGCAAGACGAGGAGGUGACGAAGAAACAGAUAAUCGAGGAGUUCGGGCGUUGCCUCACCGAGAUCAUAAACUGUUCGACGAAUCGUUGCUUGAGUUGAGCCCGGUGUAAUUUUUUUUUUAAUUCGUUGAAAUGAUUUUUUUUGUAUUAGGUAUUGUUUAUAUGGUGUGUAUCGCGUUGAAAGAGUUAAUAUAAUUAUCAAGUGAG
Cylas formicarius (sweet potato weevil) is the source of this 2545-nucleotide messenger RNA. RefSeq names its product protein lin-54 homolog. The transcript has 7 exons. Bases 378 to 2438 code for a protein of 686 amino acids. The record is from RefSeq and is a predicted model, not a curated record. Gene Ontology annotation, biological process: regulation of DNA-templated transcription. Gene Ontology annotation, cellular component: nucleus. Lineage: Eukaryota; Metazoa; Arthropoda; Insecta; Coleoptera; Brentidae.